This is a messenger RNA of Xiphophorus maculatus (southern platyfish), 3066 nucleotides long. It is a transcript of the gene chrm5b, whose product is annotated as muscarinic acetylcholine receptor M5. Gene Ontology annotation, molecular function: G protein-coupled serotonin receptor activity; G protein-coupled acetylcholine receptor activity. Gene Ontology annotation, cellular component: plasma membrane; synapse; dendrite. NCBI's taxonomy places the organism in Eukaryota, Metazoa, Chordata, Actinopteri, Cyprinodontiformes, Poeciliidae. The coding region runs from base 792 to 2273 and encodes 493 amino acids. The transcript is spliced from 2 exons. Gene Ontology annotation, biological process: chemical synaptic transmission; G protein-coupled receptor signaling pathway, coupled to cyclic nucleotide second messenger; adenylate cyclase-inhibiting G protein-coupled acetylcholine receptor signaling pathway. The record is from RefSeq and is a predicted model, not a curated record.
UCUGAAGCAGCAUCAGAGGUCCAUCUACAAGGGAAUGUCAUGCAACAGCAACUCACGGCUGAAUCGGGAUCCAAGCAGCAGUGAGGUGACAAAAAGUGAUUCAUCCUGUGCAGCCUUGAGGAUUAACACUUUGUCUUCAAUUUAAUUCCAGCUGGAGAAACUUUACGCAAACUACGACUGAUUCUCCAAAAUGCAGAUCUGGAGAGGGCAUGGUCGGUGAACUGUGAUUACUGCUCCCAGGAAUCAGAAGUCCUUCUUGGUAGUUUGCGUUUUUCGGGUGAGAAAUCUGGGCAGAGGCUUCGAAGAACCACAGCUGGUUUUGUCACGCAGAUACUCAACAGCUGUUGCUUCUGCCACCUCGACUUAAAGAGGAAAAAAAAAGCUACAGGAUGCAGAACUCGAACAAUCCUGACAAACUUGUUUGCAUAAAAGUGCUCUGUUCUUAGCAACUGGUGAGGAUGAGAGAUGCCGUGGCGACCUACCUGUAUUUGAUAAGUGUGUUUUUCACCUCGUUGGAGAGGAGAGCGCAGAGGGAAAAAGUGUGCAGGAGUGAGCAGGGGAGGGGAGAGCCAGCCGGGAAAGGUGCGAGGCAAACGCUUUGAGAGGAAAAAUGACUCGCACCGCGGGGAGAAGAGACUGAACGAUCGCUGCCAGACAGAAGGAGGAGGGAGGGAAAAAAAUUCAGACUUGGUCAAACGCCCAUUUUGUUCUGGAGCGCCGCGGCUGCCAACUUGAUGGGGACACAAAGAGGAGACUGCCUACUAUUAAGGAAAAACUAAUAACAGAAGACAAUGGAUGUCCACAACAGCACUUUACGCAAUGCGACAGUUCCCUACAGCCUCUUGGAGGUCAUAGCCAUCGCUACAGUGUCAGCCAUCGUCAGUCUGAUAACUAUAGUUGGAAACAUACUGGUGUUGCUCUCAUUCAAAGUAAAUAGCCAGCUUAAGACUGUAAACAACUACUACCUGCUUAGUUUGGCCUUUGCUGACCUCAUCAUAGGAGUGCUGUCCAUGAACUUGUACACCAUGUACAUACUGAUGGGCUAUUGGUCCUUGGGGAACAUUGCCUGUGACCUCUGGCUGGCAGUGGAUUAUGUGGCCAGCAAUGCCUCAGUCAUGAACUUGCUUGUGAUCAGCUUUGACAGAUACUUCUCCAUCACAAGGCCACUGACUUACAGGGCAAAGAGGACACCGAAGAGAGCCGCCAUUAUGAUUGGACUAGCUUGGCUGGUGUCUUUUGUCCUUUGGGCGCCACCCAUUCUAUGCUGGCAGUACUUUGUAGGAAGGAGAACAGUUCCUCAUGACGAGUGCGAAAUCCAGUUUUUAACCGAGCCUGUGAUCACGUUUGGAACGGCAAUUGCUGCUUUCUACAUCCCGGUCUCAAUUAUGACAAUCCUCUACUGGAGGAUCUACAAGGAGACGCAAAAACGGACAAAAGACCUUGCAGAGCUUCAAGGACUCACAACUGGGAAUGUCCCAGAGGGGAAUAAACCACAGAAGACAAUGAUUCGGUCUUGUUUUCAUUUCCCUAGAGAGAGAAGAGACCAGAGUCAGGCCUCCUGGUCUUCGUCUACUCAAAGUAACGUUACUAAAAUGACCAGCAGGUCAGGUGAAGCAUGGGUGAAAGCAGAUCAGAUCACUUCUUUCAACAGCUACACAUCAUCAUCAGAGGAGGAGCAUCGGGUUUCAAUAGAAACCCCACAAGGAUCAUUCAAAGAGCAGCAGACGGAACAGAGUAAUAAGAACGGGGAGGUUCCAGAUUAUCCAGAGGAGGAGUAUUGUUCCACUCCUCAGAAGAAGAGCCAUAAAAGCUUAAUUUCUUACAAGUUCAAAGGCAUCUCAAAGGGUAAAAAUGACAAUCCACCGAGUCCAAAACCGUGCCCUCCAGAGCCCGAGCAGCCGGUCAAAAAGCCGUCUACCUCUUCAUCCUCCACUGCUUCUAAGCCCAUAGACUCCGCCAUGAAGAACAGGAUCACCAAGAGGAAGAGGAUGGUGCUUGUGAAGGAGAAAAAGGCAGCCCAAACCCUCAGCGCCAUCCUCCUGGCCUUCAUUCUCACAUGGACGCCGUACAACAUCAUGGUGCUCAUCUCCGCGUUCUGCUCCAAGUGCAUCCCAAUGUCCCUUUGGCACUUGGGCUACUGGCUGUGCUACGUCAACAGCACCGUCAACCCAAUGUGCUACGCUCUGUGCAACAAGACCUUCCGGAAGACCUUCCGCAUGCUCCUGCUCUGCCAGUGGAGGAAGAAGAGGCGAGGCAACAAUAAAAUGAACUGAUGUGGUGGUUAAUGCUUUUUAUCCCCACAUAACGGCAUCUCUUGAUAUUUGCUAGUAUUCAUUUGCAGUGUGGUGGUUUUUGUAUUUAAUAUAUGUUGGUAGAAAAUGAGAAAAAGUCAAAAUGACUGGAAGGAACGUUUACUCAGCAUAUUAAAGUAGAUAAGCACCCUACAAAGAGAAAGAUGUGUAAAAAACUAUAUUUUAUAGCAGUAGCAAACACUGAGAAUUUGCAUUUAGAAUUUCACAAAGUUCAAGAGGAGAAAGAGGAAGAUCUAAUCAGUUUAGUCUCUUAAUUUAGGUCUAGAGGAUGAGGUUGAUUUUGUGUCUCAUGAACAAUUUUUAACCAAUUCUGCCAUGGAAGAUUUGGAUUAUUAAUCUGCUUCUAGACUAUUAACAUUUUUUCUGACAGAGACUACAUGUUUUAGUUUUAAAAAAUCUUGUAAUUUCAAAUAUGUCAUGAUGGCCUGCCUUGCAUCAAGGUAUAAGAAAAACACGCCUCCGCCAUUUUAAAUUGCUGGAGUGCUUACAAGUACAGCACAACUGAUUUGGUCCUAUAGCUAUUUUUACUAUUUUUUAUAUAAAUUCAGAGAUCACUUAAAAUGAUCAGUUUCUCUGAUUUUACUUUUUAUAGUUAUAUGUUUGAGUACAAUGAACAUUGUUCUUUUAUUCUAUGAACUGCUGACAACAUGUCUCCCCUGCUGUAGAGAAAUUCAAGCAAAGAUUUAGUAUUUAUUUGCAGAAAAUGAGAAAUGGUCAAAAUAAUGAAAAAGAUGCAGAGCUUUCAGACCUCAAA